CUCCACCAUUCCCCUCGUUCUUCGUUCAACCACAAGUUACCUCCUUGGAUUUCUCUCUGAUAUUUUUGUUCUUCUUCUUACCUCAAUCGCCAUUUUGUAUCAUCUACUUUCGUCUCAAUUCAUUUAUAUGAUUUCAUGCCCGUCUUUUCUUCCUCUAGUUUUUUUCAUUUUGGUUGGGUUUUGGGAUUAAUUUUACUUUUCCUAAUUGUUGAGUUUCAAAUAAACUUGGUUGUGUUGUCGACUUUACCAUGUCAACAGGCGGCGGGGGCAAUCAAAUGAUAACCAUCAUUCCUGAUGAGCUCAAGUUUGUGUUUGAGGUGGAAAAACAGAGCUUCUGUGAUCUUAAAGUCGUUAACAACACAGAGAAUCAUGUUGCUUUCAAGGUCAAAACUACUUCACCUAAGAAGUACUUUGUAAGGCCAAAUACUGGAGUUAUACAGCCUUGGGACUCUUGUGUCAUCAGAGUUACAUUGCAAGCACAAAAGGAGUGCCCACCAGAUAUGCAAUGCAAAGAUAAAUUCUUGUUGCAAAGCACAACAGUGCCUCAGCUUACUGAUGUAGACGACCUCCCUUCAGAUUUAUUCACCAAAGAAAGCAAUGGGAAGGUGGAGGAGUGCAAGCUCAGAGUUCUAUACAUUCCUCCCUCAUCCACAGCUCAAGGGAAUGGAGAAGAAGAUGGUCUCAGUAGCUGCAGACAGAGCUUUGAUGGCAAUUUCGUGAGUUCAUUUCUUGAUCAGCUCUUGAUGUUAGUCAGGGGCAGGCAUGGUCUCCUCUGGUCCAGAAUCGAAGAGUAUCGAAAAUUGGCAUUGCAACGGUUGAAAGAAGAAAGGGAUGGAGUUGUAAAUAAGACACAACAGUUGCAGCAAGAACUAGAUUUGUUGAAGCGUCGAAAAUAUCCAGAAAAGGGUUCGGGAUUCUCAAUCACAUUUGCAUUGGUGGCGGGGCUUAUCGGCAUCGUCCUUGGUGUUUUGAUCAAACUUUGGUUUUCUUCUCCAUCAGCUGUAGAAAAUACAGAGAUUUUGACAGAGAUUUUAACGCCACCACCAGAAUUAUAAGUUUUUUUUUUAUUUUUUCCAGUUUUCCAUAAUCUCCGAUAUAUUUUUUUAGCCCUGCAUUUGAUCUUGUUUUGUAUGUUAAAAAAAGAUAAAAAAAUACAAUGAUGAUGGAUGAAUCCUUCUCCUUUGUUUUAAUUUUUUUUGCGAUUUUUUGUAUAUUGAUCAUUGCAAAAACAUACAAAAGAAUUGUAUGAUAUCUUAUUGUCGG
This is a messenger RNA of Linum tenue, 1263 nucleotides long. NCBI's taxonomy places the organism in Eukaryota, Viridiplantae, Streptophyta, Magnoliopsida, Malpighiales, Linaceae. The record is from the annotation of a GenBank genome assembly.